Racocetra fulgida is the source of this 395-nucleotide messenger RNA. Lineage: Eukaryota; Fungi; Glomeromycota; Glomeromycetes; Diversisporales; Gigasporaceae. The record is from the annotation of a GenBank genome assembly.
AUGGGUCAUUUUAAAAAACACCUGUUAGUUCAUCGUAUGAAUAUUAGAAAAGCAAGACAAUAUAGAAACCAUAUUAGUGAUAGUGAAGAUACACCUAUAAUUGAUAAUAAUGAGUAUGAUUUAGAAGAUGAGGAAAAAGCAGAGUUAGUUUUUAAACGGUUGUUUCAAAAUACUCAAAAGCUGGAUAAUAUAAAAAGCUCACGCUGGAGAUAUACUGGCAACUCUGUUCGAACAAGACAAAGAAAAUUAAGAGAAAAUAAAUUAGCAGCAGUAGGAAGUCAUAAAAUAAACCAAUUUUUUAGCUUAACAAACAAUAUGAAUUUGAAUAAUAACGAUGAAAUAGAAGACCAGUUAAACUAUGAAAGUGAAAACAAACUUAUGAAAUAUUCUGAACA